AUGGGUGGUGGGGGUGGGUGGGGGUGGUGGUGGGGUUGGUGGGGUGGGUGGGGGGGUGGUGGGGGGGGUGGGUGGUGGUGGGGGGGGUGGUGGGGUGGGGGGGUGGUGGUGUGGGGGUGGGUGGUGGUGGGGGGUGUUGGGGGUGGGUGUGGGGGGUGGGGGUGGGGGUGGGGUGGGUGGUGUGGUGGGGUGGGGGGGUGGGGGUGGGGGUGGUUGGGGUGUGGGGGGGGGUGGGUGGGGGUGGGUGGUGGGGGGUGGGUGGGGGGUGGGUGGGUGGGGUGUGGGGGUGGGGGUGGGGUGGGGGGGGUGGGGGGGGUGGGUUGGGGUGGGGUGGGGUGGGGGGGUGGGGGGGUUGGGUGGGGGGGUGUGGGGUGGGGGGGUGGGGUGUUGUGGGGGGGGUUGGUGGGGUUGGGUGUUGGGGGGUGGGUGGGGUGGUGGGUGGUUGUGGUGGGUGGGGUGGGUUGUGUGUGGGUUUGUGGGGUGGUUGGGUGGGUGGUGGGGGGUGGUGGGGGGGUGUGGUGUGGUGGGGGGUUGGGUUGUUGUUGGGGUUGGUUUUGGUGGGUUAUGUGUGCUCUAGGGGUGCCGAAGUAUCGGCUGUUCGGACAGGCCCCCUUCUGCCGUUGCGGUCGUUUUCGCUUGCCAGGCUCCGUCGGCGAGGCAUCGAGUUCAUUAGUGCUGUUUUUACCAACGAAGUAG
This is a messenger RNA of Dicrocoelium dendriticum, 696 nucleotides long. NCBI's taxonomy places the organism in Eukaryota, Metazoa, Platyhelminthes, Trematoda, Plagiorchiida, Dicrocoeliidae. The record is from the annotation of a GenBank genome assembly.